CAGUCAGUGAGAGGAAGCUCAGCUGCUGCUCUGGAUUCAAACACGGAUUUAUCGAACUGAAAAGUCAAAAGAUGUGGAAGUCGGGCGCGGGCCACGACGUGAAGGUGAAGGCUGCUGCAGAGGCCGAUGACUGGGAGACGGACCCUGACUUCGAGAAUGACAUAUCCGAGCAGGAGCAGCGCUGGGGAGCCAAGACCGUCGAGGGCUCUGGACGAUCAGAACACAUCAGCGUUGCAGAGCUCAGAAGCAAAGUGGCUACGGAGCACGAGCAGGUGAGGAAGAGAGACCACACUCCUAAAGCGUCGUACGGAUACGGAGGGAAGUUUGGCGUGGAGAAGGACCGAAUGGACAAGGGGGCUGUGGGUCACGACUACGUGUCCCAGGUCAAGCAGCACUCCUCCCAGACAGAUGCGGCUCAAGGGUUUGGCGGGAAAUUUGGCGUUCAGAAGGACCGUGUUGAUGAGUCUGCCAUGGGCUUUGAAUACAAAGGGGAAGUGCAGCAACAUGCGUCUCAGAAAGAUCAUUCGAAGGGAUUUGGAGGAAAGUACGGCGUGGAGAAGGACAAAGUGGACAAGGCCGCGGUGGGGUACGAAUAUAAAAGCCAGACGGAGAAGCACCAGUCACAAAAAGACUACACGAAGGGAUUUGGAGGGAAAUACGGCGUGGAGACGGAGAAGGUGGACAAAGUGGCUUUGGGGUACGACUAUAAAGGAGAAACUGAGAAGCAUCAGUCACAAAGAGAUUAUUCAAAGGGAUUCGGGGGGAAGUUCGGCGUGGAGAAGGACAAAGUAGACAAAGCAGCUUUGGGCUACGACUACAAAGGGGCGACGGAGAAACAUCAGUCACAAAAAGAUUACUCAGCAGGUUUCGGGGGGCGAUAUGGAGUACAGGCCGAUCGCCAGGAUAAGAGCGCAGUCGGCUUCUCAGAUAUUGAAGCACCGUCGUCUGCCUAUGAAAAGACACAACCCCUGGAGGCCUCGACGUCAGGCGCAGGGAAGCUGAAGGCUCGUUUCGAGAACAUGGCCAAAUCUUCAGACGAGGAGAACCGGAAGAAAGCAGAAGAAGAGCGAGCGAGGAGACAGGCCCGAGAGAAGAGAGAGCGAGAGGAGGCCAAGCGUAGACAGCAGGAGCAGAGCAGCAAAGAGGAGGAACGUUCUCCACCUCCUGCUCCACGUGCGGCUCCAGCAUGCGAAAUGCCAACGGAAAUACACCAUCACAUGCCAGAGAUACAAGAAAGACCAGAACCAGAAUAUGAGCCAGAACCAGAAUAUGAGCCAGAGCCAGAGCUUGAACCUGAACCAGAAUAUGAGCCUGAGCCUGACGAUGAACCAUUGUACGAGGAGCCUCCAGCUUUGCCUCCACGCUCAGAAGAUUUCCUCGACCCUGAGGCCCCACCCCUUCCUGACAGGUCGGCGGACGUGGAGGACGAUGACGGGGAUUAUGAUGCAAUUGAUGAUAGGUUUCCUCCUCCUCUUCCUCCUCCUGCGGCGACAGAUGACAAUGACUAUGAAGACCUGACAUGUGGACAGAAGGCAAUAGCCAUUUACGACUAUCAAGGAGAGGCGGACGAUGAGAUCUCCUUCAACCCGGACGACGUGAUCGUCAACAUAGAGAUGAUCGACGAAGGCUGGUGGAAGGGAGAGUGUCAGGGACGCACUGGUUUGUUCCCAGCUUCUUAUGUUCAGCUCAUGUAGUUUGGGACGUACUGUUCAACAGAGGGAAGUCAACUCUGUAUUUAUACAAUAAAUCACAGAAAAGCUUCUGAUCAGCUGAUUUCAAUCCUCUUACUUGGUGUUGAUAACUUUCUUAUACAAUAUGACCAAUAAAGUUACGCAUCCUGUAUCUGCAAUAAACUGGAGUCAAUAAACUAUUCUACAGGCA
Limanda limanda (common dab) is the source of this 1881-nucleotide messenger RNA. It is a transcript of the gene hcls1, whose product is annotated as hematopoietic cell-specific Lyn substrate 1. Gene Ontology annotation, molecular function: actin filament binding. NCBI's taxonomy places the organism in Eukaryota, Metazoa, Chordata, Actinopteri, Pleuronectiformes, Pleuronectidae. Bases 72 to 1694 code for a protein of 540 amino acids. The record is from RefSeq and is a predicted model, not a curated record. Gene Ontology annotation, cellular component: plasma membrane; actin filament; site of polarized growth. The transcript is spliced from 16 exons. Gene Ontology annotation, biological process: regulation of actin filament polymerization.